This is a messenger RNA of Apodemus sylvaticus (European woodmouse), 720 nucleotides long. RefSeq lists its product as uncharacterized. The record is from RefSeq and is a predicted model, not a curated record. The transcript is spliced from 3 exons. Gene Ontology annotation, cellular component: EKC/KEOPS complex. The coding region runs from base 1 to 720 and encodes 239 amino acids. NCBI's taxonomy places the organism in Eukaryota, Metazoa, Chordata, Mammalia, Rodentia, Muridae.
AUGCAGGAUCCCAGUGGGGACAAAGUUUGUAGAGCAGGUGGUGAAGAAGAAGGGGAGGAUGGACAGCACACAUCCAGAGUUCAUGAUACUGAAGCAAGCUCACGACAUACUGAAACAAGCUCACUUCGUACUGAAGCAAGUUCACGUCUAAGCUCACAUCGUACUGAAGCAAGUUCACGUCGUACUGAAGUAAGCUCACAUCGUCCCGAAGCAACCACACACCGUUCUGGAGCACUGAAUGACCAUGAUAACUCUCCACAUGUGAAUAAUGCACAAGAUUUUGGUAGCCAGGCUGCCCCCCCAGCCAACUUCGACUCAAGGAACCCUGUAGAGGCAAGAGUGGUGGUCGAAGAAGCAGCCAUAGCUCCUCAGGGUGAGCAGGCACCAAUUAUCCCUGGACCGAGUGGAGAUGCGGCAACAACAGCUGGAAGUCGACUCUUGGAAUUUUCUGUAACAGUGCCGUUCCGGACCGCUGUGGAGGCAAACAUUGCAUGCAGAACCCUGGCCUCAAAUGUCCAGCACCAGCAAGUGAUGGUUCAGCAGGAGUUCACUGUGAAUGACACUAUUCUCACUGUUAGGUGGACCACUGAAGAUCCUGUUCUCUUCCGAACAUCCAUCAAUGCCUUCCUUGACCAUCUUUCCCUUGUGAUGAGGACCAUCCCACGCCCAGUGUUUAUGGCUGUUGUCAAACAAGGAAGAGGAAGAAAUAAUGAACUCUAG